Messenger RNA from Aspergillus pseudonomiae, 2261 nucleotides. RefSeq lists its product as uncharacterized. The record is from RefSeq and is a predicted model, not a curated record. The transcript is spliced from 4 exons. The coding region runs from base 182 to 1522 and encodes 446 amino acids. Lineage: Eukaryota; Fungi; Ascomycota; Eurotiomycetes; Eurotiales; Aspergillaceae.
UUUGCUCUCUAGCUCUUCGUCCAACACCUCUUUAAUUCAUCCUUUAUCCUUCUUAUAUUGAAAUUUUCGAAAUCUCUCUUCUAUUUUCUUCCUAUAUCAAAUCUCUGUAAUCGUCAACAUCAUUUCUAUUGCGUCUACUCUCUUCUAGGGAAAACCACCAGAGACGUCAUCUUUCCGCAUCAUGGCUGCCGCUUCUGUCAAUAACAGCAACCCUCAAGCACAGCCCGAGUCACCCUCGGAGAAGCUCAAGCAAAACCAUAUUUCUACUCCUUCGGUUAGUUCGAAACUAGAUGGAGCGACCGCCAACGGCGUGGACAGCAUUGACAGCCCGUACUUCAAAGAACUGCAAAGGAACUUGCGCAAUACUGUGAAGAAGCUGAAUGCGACCGCAAAAGUCGAUGCCAUCAUUGCCGAGAAUUCCGGAAAAUCCCUCGAUGACCUGGUUGCCGAGAAGAAGAUCAAUGCCGACCAAAAGGCGCAGGCACUGAAGAAGCCUGGUCUGCAAGCCACUAUCGCUCAGAUUGAAGAGCAGAUCGCCAACUACAAGGAGUUUGCUGCCCAGUACGAGCAACGCCUGGCCACCCAGCAGGCCGAAUUAGAGAAGGCGCAUAAAGAGGAGUUGGAAGCAAUCCAGGAGAAAGCUGUCUCUGAGGCCAAUAAAGCGAGCCAGAUUGAUUUGAGACAGCGUCUGCUUAGCUUGAGCAAAUUCCUCUGUGCUGCUGCUACCAUGAGACGCUCUGGCGAUGAAACCUCCAACCUGACUCGUGCCUUUGAGGGUGUUUUAUACCAGGUUUAUGGAGGGUCGCACGAGGCCGUCAAUUCGAUGUUAAAGCUAAUUGAUGGUGUGGAUGAAAAGGUUGUCAGUGUCGAAGGGGAGGCACUGGAGAUUACCUAUAGCAAAGUGAAACAGACUUCUGAAGAGCACGCGCCUGCAACUGAAGAAGUAACCGCGGAUACUGCCCCGGAAUCGGAUCCUACUUUGGCCAAUGCGGGUUACACUGAGCUCCAGGAUUCCUCUUAUGGCACCGGAAACCCCGCCGUGAACGAGCCCACCAAUGCUGUAUCCCAGCCCGAGCAGGUCACUCCACCAGCGCAAACGCUCGUUGGCGAUGCCGCUAACCCUGUUGCCGAGGCUAGCUGGAAUCCCAAGACUGGCGAUUCUCUUGUCUCUUCGGCGAAUACCGAUGGCUGGGUUGAAGUGCCACGUGAUUCAGCCGAGACUGCUACUGGCCUUGAGGCUACUCCUGUAGUUGCUGACAACAAUGUGUCUGCAGAAGAGACUACGGAUAAUAGUGCUGAGAAUGUCACUGUGCCUAAAUCACAAGGUAGCGACGGUUUCGAAGCGGUUGUGCAUCAUCAGAGACAACCGAGCUCCCGUGGCCGUGGCCGUGGCGGGCGUGGACGUGACGGGUUUCGGGGACGCGGACGUGGCGAUUUCAGGGGUCGUGGUAGAGGUCGUGGCGGCCGCGGACGUGGCGGACCUAAUGGCAACACUGUCACACCUCCUACUGGGGCUCAGUAAAUGACGCGCUUGAGUUGUCAGUGAACCUACCGCCUGGGUCGGGAUAAGGCUUUCUACAAGAGUCUUGUCACCAGUUCCCACGCUUUCUGUUUUGCCAUACACCAGACUUCUCUGACCCUGCUUCUUGGGCUCCCUGAAAGUCUCUUUUUUUUCUCACUGCGGCCAUUGUGGGCUUCUGCAUUCUCUAUCUGUCUUGCUAUUCCUAUCUAAUAGGUUAUGGGUAAUGGUGGUGUUACGGGUCACGAAAGCGACGAAUCUUCUGAAAUGCUUACAACAAGGGGUCGGAGGGCUGAGGGAAGAGACAUUGGCUAAUGUCUCUACAAGCCUCCUUGGCUCUAAGUCUCUUCUUUUGGAAGAUCAUCUCCAAAAGUCAGUUCCUGGUUGUACAUGUCUUGCAUCUUUGAGCGUGCAUGGUAUAUUGCUCUUUAAUCUCUUCUCUUUCCCCCCUUCCUUCUCGUGGAUAGUGCGGCUCUCAUAGCAGCACUUUUAGCUAACCAACACUCUUCUUCUGUAUUUUAUUUUCUAAUUUUGUUGGCGCAUGGGGAUGAUGGCUGGACCGUUGGACGUAGUGGUGAUUGGACGGAGACUGGCUGUUGACAGCUCGAGAGAGUUUGUGAGCGGAAGUGUGGCUGGACAUAGGUUUUAGUAUGGUAAAAUUGCAGUUAGUCAAUGGGACCAGCAGCAGAUAUCACUGUACAAGUUGUCUGGAUCAUUACAAGUAAUUCUAUACUUUGUACUU